UUGCCAGGAAUUAUCCAAAGUGUGUACGCGCCAAAACGACACGCGACUUCGCUCCCGACGGUAUUAUCUCCUGAGGUGCUCACGCUCGCUUUAAUAUUACAAUAAAUCCGCGGAUUACGGACUUUUUAACGCUCACUGUCACGCGUGUGUCAUCUUGUUUUAUUUUUAUUAUUUUUUUUCUUUUAUGUGCAAAGUUUGACUUUCUGUGAUAGUGUUUUGUGAUUUUGGAUCUUUUUCCGUCACGGAGCUUCAUCAUUGAAAUAUAUAAAGAAGUUUUAAAGGCCUGAAGAUUCUGCCUUCGCAGCAACUGAGCGCUGCGGUCGCUCCAUGGCCGGGCGCCACCGGCCUUUUGGCCUCUGUUACCGCUGACGAUAUGGCACAUAAAGGCCACAGCGGAGUUAAUCAACUGGGCGGCGUCUUUGUCGGAGGUCGACCUCUGCCAGACUCAACCCGUCAAAAAAUAGUCGAGCUAGCGCACUCAGGAGCACGACCCUGUGAUAUUUCGCGGAUCCUACAAGUCAGUAAUGGCUGCGUCUCCAAAAUCCUCGGCAGGUACUACGAGACUGGAUCAAUCCGGCCGCGGGCAAUCGGCGGCAGCAAACCGCGAGUAGCUACCGCAGAAGUUGUCGGUAAAAUUUCGCUGUACAAAAGCGAAUGCCCGUCAAUAUUCGCAUGGGAAAUUCGCGACCGGUUGCUUCAAGAAGGCGUCUGUACAAAUGACAACAUCCCGAGUGUAUCGUCGAUUAAUAGGGUGCUGAGGAAUCUCGCAGCCCAGAAGGAACAGCGGCAGCAGCAUCAUCAGCAUCAGCAUCCCCAGCAACCGGUUGGAGUGGGAACUCCUGAUAGCGUUUAUGACAAAUUGAGGCUGCUUAAUGGACAGAGUAGUUGGCCGAGACCGAAUCCCUGGUAUCCGACGGGAGCUGGAAGUCCGUUUCCUUCGUUGCAGCCGAGUCUGAGUCCGAGUCACUGCACGACUUUGCCAGUUGAUCCUGAUCUUCAUGCGAAAAAAGUGGCCGAAUUGGAAGGGGGAGCUCACUCUGAUGAAACAAACAGCGGGGGCGAUAACAGCAACGCGGGAAGCAUUUCUGGUGGGGCUGAUGAUGACCAGGCGAGGCUUAGGCUCAAGAGAAAGCUGCAGAGAAAUCGCACCAGUUUUACUAAUGACCAGAUUGAUGCGUUGGAGAAAGAGUUUGAACGGACUCAUUAUCCUGAUGUGUUUGCUAGAGAGAGACUCGCUGGGAAAAUUGGCCUGCCGGAGGCCAGAAUACAGGUCUGGUUUUCGAAUCGCCGCGCAAAGUGGAGACGCGAAGAAAAAUUACGAACUCAAAGAAGAGAUAAUCCACCAUCACAGCAACAGAGCCAACAGCAAACUGGACACUCGGGAGUGCAUCUAGUAGGUGGCCAUCCAACCCCUCCGCCACCUACGGGAAUUCUGGGAGCACAAGCACCACCACAAGUCCCUCCCUCGCCUCCAAGAAUUCAUCAUGGAUUUGCGCCAAGUGUUUAUCCAGGGAUUCCGAGCAUGCCUGACUCUUACAGUCCCAUGACGUCGAUGCCAAACUUCAGUAUGUCGCAGCAGAGUCAGCAGCAUACCACCAGCAUGUCGUCACUCACAACCGGGGGCAUGGGUCACAUGGGAAUGACCGUCGGGAUGACCGUAGGUCCAAGUCCAGCAGCGUGUCUUCAUCAACGAGACAACGGAUACUCUUGCGGAGUGGCACGACCACCAAGUUACGAGCCUCUUCAUCUAGGAUAUGGGUCACGACCCAGCUGUAGCCCGACCCAGCCGUACCACACACCCAGUCUGAACCAGUACAACCAGAAUGCCAGUUCGACCGGUUUGAUUUCCCCGGGUGUCAGUGUCCCAAUUGCUGUACCAGGUCAUCAGCCAACUCCAGACAUGGCUGCACAGUACUGGAGCCCGAGGCUCCAGUGAUCCUGGUGGUCAACCAGCUUGGCCGCAUCGCAAAACUGACUUACCAACCGUCGGUAAAAACUCGGUCGGUAAUUUUUUUUAUCAAGACUUGGAUUACGGUCUUGGUGAUACUGGACGUACUGCCACCCGUUUUAAUUGAAAUUUUAUUAUUUAUGAUAUUAUAUAUAAAUAUAUAUAUAUACAAAUAUAUAUUAACAAUCGUUAAGUUUGUUAAUUAACUAGAUAACCAAUAUCAGUUAUGGAUUUUAUUUGGAUAGGAAAAUUAUUAGUUAGUCAAAUAGUUAUUAAGCCCGACAUAUAAUUAUUAUUAAUUGAUUAAUUAAUUAAUUAUUAUUAUUAUUAUUAUUAAUAUUAUUAUUAUUAUUACUAAUAUUAGUGAUAUUUAUCGGUGUAAUAAAAGAGGUUGCUGUUAAAUAUCUAGCUAAGAAAAUUCAUUUUUUAAGGUUAUAAUUGUAAUUGUGUAAAAAAAUGUGAAUUUUUGAGAGGAAG
Molecule: messenger RNA, 2425 nt
Organism: Microplitis demolitor
Lineage: Eukaryota; Metazoa; Arthropoda; Insecta; Hymenoptera; Braconidae
Product: paired box protein Pax-6
Exons: 9
Coding region: 374-1936 (520 amino acids)
Biological process (GO): anatomical structure development; regulation of transcription by RNA polymerase II
Molecular function (GO): RNA polymerase II cis-regulatory region sequence-specific DNA binding; DNA-binding transcription factor activity, RNA polymerase II-specific
Source: RefSeq, a predicted model, not a curated record